CCUCUGUCAAAUUUCAAAACUUGUGUGACGCUUUGAUAAACUUGUGAAUAGUAUUGUAGAGUUUUAAAAUUAUUUGUUGAGUUUAUAAGCAUACAAACAGUUAUUAUGGAUGAAUCCUACUCCGAGAGUGAUGUUACACUAUCGCCUUCACAGAUAUUGGAACGUUUACAAGCUUUACGACAACUUCAACUACUACAGCGAGGUAAGCUGCACAAGCAGCGUUUAGAAUAUCAGGAUGUAUCUGAAAAUUCCUCCAGUAUCACUGAAAUUAUUAGCCAUUUCACGAACAGUAUCAGUUACAGCACGUUUCGUAGUUUGCUGCAAACUCCCCAAGGCAGUAAUGAAGCAAGCCCUCGUCUUAACACAAGUAGUCUAUCACAUAAGCUAGAAGAACGGGAUCUAGUUGACGGAGUUUCUGUAUUAAAUUUGUCCCAAGAAUCUGAAUUUAUCAUUAACUCUCCCAAUUCAGGCAAGAGUAAAAUUUCAGCUUUGAGUAAAUCAGAGUCAAUAAAAUCCCAGACAGAUAGUGUCCAAAACAAGGUUAAACAUCAGAAACAUAUUUCACUAGACGAAAUGCCCAUACUCUCACCAAAAAAAGAUUUUGAAGCCUUAAUAUUGGAAAAGUUACAAAAAGAAAAGCAAGUUGAUAAAGCCAAAAAUGCUCCAUUGGAAUCAUUGCCACUUCCUAAAAAAUCAUAUUUAAAAAGAGGUCAAGGUAUGGCUCGAUUUGGAUUGAAUAAGAAUAAUCUUGUUAUAGAGAACACAAAGUCUUUACCUUGGAGACAAAGAUAUCCUAAAUCAAAUAAGAACAAACAGAUUAAUGCAACUCCAAAAUCAAACAAUAAAAAGAACAAAGAAUUACCAGUUGAAAUAAUGACAUCUGGUCAGAAAGAUAAAUUACCAAAAAUAAUAGUCAAUAAAAGUGAUGCUACAGACUCUGGUCUUAAAGAUGUAAACUGUGACAAAAUUAUAUCACAUGCAGAAUCAAAAACAAGUGAGAGUAAACUAACUUCUACAGAGCCUAAACAUUCAAAUGUCUGUGCAUCACCAGUGCAACCGAAAGGUUUACUUGAAUGGCCUAAAGGGAAGCACCCAAUGAUGCAGAAUAAAGGGAAAACCUGGGCAGCAAUUUUGACAAAAGAACAAAAUGAUUUUCUUAUGCAACUCAAACAAAGUUCAUAUUAUAAAAAUUUUGCUUCUCCUGCCAAAAGCAUUACAUCUGAUAUCAGUUGUGAUGAAAAUCUGUCCCAAGUCAGACAAGAGCGGGAAACAAUUGAGCAAAAAAUGUUUGAAUUACUUGAAAGCAAAGUUUCUCAUGAAAGUUUCAACAUGGAAAAUUCAUUUUUCAAUAGGUUUUUCAGGAAAAGCAAGUUAGAAUGUUCUGGGGAGAGUACUCCUCUGGUAAUGCAGAAAUGUUUAGCUAAUAAUCCAGCUCUCAUGCACAUACACCCCGAGUUGAACUGUAGCAAGGGAAGUGAACACAGUGAAUUAGAGACUUGUAACAGUGAGUACACUGACUGCUGUAGUGAUGCUUGUUCUUCAGUCUCCAGUUGCUGUUCUUGUAGAACUGUAGAACAAGCUACUAACCCCAGACAAACACAACAAAAUCAAGUUCAAAAAAAUAACACAAAAAAAGUAUCACAAGUAAAAACUUCUCAAAAAAAGGUUGAUAACUCUAAUGAUUGUGAUCAAACUGACAAUGUCGCUGAGACUGAUGCCAUAAAAGCUAAUAUGGCAGAAAUGAAUGCCAAAUUAAUUGCUACCAGUGAGCUCUUAAAAGAUAGACUCAGGGAACUAGAAGAUGAAAUAGAAUCUUUUAGGAAAGAAAAUACAAAUUUAACAAAAAUGCGUGAAGAAUUUGAUCUGGAAAGGCAAAAGUUUUAUGAAGAAAAGGCAGGGUAUGAGCAAAAGUUCAAUGAAGAAAAAAUACUUUCAGAAUACUAUUUAGCUGAAGAAAAAGAAAAGUUGACUAAACAGAAGCAAAUGUAUGAAAGAUAUGUUAGAGAAAUCAGGGGUCGGCUAAACAAGAAGGACAAAGAUGAGGUUUUGAAUUUAAAGAAAGAGAUCAAUGAUCUCAAAGAUGAAAUUAGACUUAAAGAUGCAAAAUCAACUUCAACCAUAGCCCGACUAAGAAAUCAGUUAAAAAUUAUGGAUAAGGAGAAAAAAGACUUGCAGGCAGAAGUUGAAAAACUGAAAAAAGAAAAUCGGAGAAUCCAACAUAGUAAUGAAGUAACUAGGAGGUUAACUAAUUUAAAAUACUUAGAGGAGAUCAAUAAGAAAUUAAAUCACAUGACAGCUAAAGAGACACAAUCAGAAGUUGAUAUGGAUAACAAUGUGAAGUACAAAGCUUUUGAAAUUGAAAGACAAAGUAGGAGCAGAAGAGCUGUACCUUCAACUAAGACUGGUAUGAGACCUAGAGCAAAGAGUGUGCCCAACUUGAAUGUUACAUCUCGUUAUGCCAAGUAUUUCAGCCAGAGAGAUGUUGUCAGUCAAGCAGAGAAAAACAAGUCAUCAAAUGUAGAGAACUUUGGUACUUAUACUUAUCCAUCAGACAAUGAAGAUGGUGUAUGUGAAGAAGACAAUUUGAAUAUAUCAGACUCUGUUCAUGAGAAAGAUAUUAGUGAUAGUGAAAAUGAAAAUAAUUUGGAAAAAUUGUACACAGAGCGAUUUCAAUCCACAUCACCCAAAUGCAACAGAUCCAGUUCCACCAAUACUAACAGUGAACGGAAUAGUUUUGAGAGUAACAUUUCUGACCCAGAUCACUUCUUUUUACGGAAGUCUGCAAGUAGUAGGGACUCAAAAUCACCAGUUUCUCAAUCAAAUACACCUUAUAUUCUAAAUGGAAUCUAUAGUGGACCUAGUUCCAGUAAAUCGAAGUCUCCUGUAUCAAUACUUAGUCAUAAAGUAAAUAACAGAAUGUUAUCAAAUAAGGAUUUGCGCGGCUCUAGAGAAUGUAUAGCCAACAAUUCAUCUGGUCCUCCAAGUAGAUCUAAGUCACCACAUUCAAGUGGGCAAUUCUCAUCAAAUAGUUUUAAACCUGUAACUGUUGUGAAUAAAGCACAAUACAGGGACAGACUAUCAGCCGUCAGUCCUGAACCAUCCACUAGCAAAACUAGUUUAUCAAAGACAAACUUGAACCCAACAGAAACUUUAAAGCCAGAUGGCUCUAAAGAGCUUCGUUUCCCCAAUGGUAAUGUGAAAUAUAUUUCAGCUGAUGGGCUUUAUAGCAAAUUUAUUUACUACAAUGGAGAUAUUAAAGAAAACUUUUACAAUGAAGGCAGAAUCAAAUAUUUUUAUGCAGAAACAAAAACUUUCCAUACUACUCAUGCUGAUGGUUUAGAAGUGCUGGAAUUUCCUGACGGGCAAGUAGAGAAACGUUACAAAGACGGUUCGUCGGAGAUCAGACUGCCGAAUGGAAGCGUCCGCUACUUCGACCCCAAGAACAAGCACGUGCGGGAGGAGUGGCGCUUCCCGGACGGCGCCGCGCUCACCGUGGCCGCGGACGGGGAACAGAGGAUCGUCUUCCCCAAUGGACAGCUUGAAGUGCAUGCUAAAGACCAUAAACGCCGGGAGUUCCCCGACGGCACAGUGAAGCUGGUGUACAAUGACGGCACGUCAGAGACGCGAUACGCUUCAGGCAGAGUCCGCAUCAAGAACAAACACGGACACCUCAUCAUGGACUCCGCUCCUGGGUGACGACUAGAUAGUAUCAGUAGUUUAUCAUCAUCCUUACUUCUCUCUCUCUCAUCUGAGUGUUAUCCCGGCUUCUUCCGAAACCAUGGAGCGUCGAAGCCCAGAGUCCGCUAUCUUCAUCUUCCUUAUUAUUUCCCAUAAUUUGGGGUCUGCGCAAUAAAUCUUUUCUUUCAGUAAAUCUCUACUUCCUGCCAUAAUCGCGUCCACUUCUAUCUCCUUCACAUCCCUCUCACACAGUCCAUCCCAUCUCUUUCUUGGUCUCCAUCUUCUGUAACCAUUAACCUUCAUAUUCAGCAUUGUUUUAGUAAAAUGUUCUUUUCCUCAUUAGAUUAGUAGCAAUAGUUAGUAGUAGCUUAAAUAGAGAAUAGAAGAUGCCUUGAAAUUGUAUAUCGGCCGGACACUAUUUUUGUACAAAAUUAUGAAUUUGAUUCUAGUAAGAGUAUUUUCUAUGUGAGUGCGGUAGAAUCUCGAAUCUAUGCAGUUUUGUUGGCUUAUUAAAUACAUAAAUUUUUAAAUUUAGGCAUUUUAAUUUCUUCAUCUCUACUCUAUCAAAUAUCUUUGUGCAUGUUUUAAAUAUUAGCAAUCUUUACAAACAUCUCGAUUUUAUACUUCCUUCCCUGUAUAAUGUUAAAAAUGUGAUUGUUAUUAUUAUUAUUACAAUGCAACUUUGUUACUAUAUAUUAUAUAUUUUUGAUUGUGUUAUUUAUUUUAUGAGACACGUCUGCGUUAUUAACUAUCCGAUAAGUUGUUGAUAUGUAAUUAGAAAUGAAUUGAAUUAGUUAUGUAUAAGAAAAUAAAUGGAAAUUUAACUGCA
Messenger RNA from Plodia interpunctella (Indianmeal moth), 4507 nucleotides. It is a transcript of the gene Sas-4, whose product is annotated as Spindle assembly abnormal 4. Gene Ontology annotation, cellular component: centriole; centrosome. The coding region runs from base 106 to 3696 and encodes 1196 amino acids. Gene Ontology annotation, biological process: centriole elongation; cilium assembly. The transcript has 3 exons. NCBI's taxonomy places the organism in Eukaryota, Metazoa, Arthropoda, Insecta, Lepidoptera, Pyralidae. The record is from RefSeq and is a predicted model, not a curated record. Gene Ontology annotation, molecular function: tubulin binding.